Messenger RNA from Sorex araneus (European shrew), 7353 nucleotides. It is a transcript of the gene COL6A5, whose product is annotated as collagen type VI alpha 5 chain. The transcript has 39 exons. Gene Ontology annotation, biological process: extracellular matrix organization. NCBI's taxonomy places the organism in Eukaryota, Metazoa, Chordata, Mammalia, Eulipotyphla, Soricidae. Gene Ontology annotation, molecular function: extracellular matrix structural constituent conferring tensile strength. The record is from RefSeq and is a predicted model, not a curated record. Bases 1 to 7353 code for a protein of 2450 amino acids.
AUGAAGAUCCUUAUCAUCACAUUUAUCCUAAUCCUUUGGACGGAAACAUUGGCACAUCAGAGUCCAGAACCGGGUCCUGAGUAUGCAGAUGUCGUGUUUCUGGUGGACAGCUCUGAUGAGCUGGGAAUCAAGUCCUUACCCUUUGUGAGAACCUUCAUCACCAAGAUGAUCAACAGUCUCCCCAUAGGGACCAACAAGUACCGCGUGGCCCUGGCCCAGUACAGCAACACGCUGUACAAUGCAUUUGAACUGAGCAAGUUCAAGACCAAGAACCCCAUGUUGAACAGCGUCAAGAAUAACUUCGUGUUCCUCGGCGGCUCCCUGCACAUAGGAAAUGCUCUCCGAGAAGCUCACAGGAUCUAUUUCUCUGGAUCCUCAAAUGGGAGGGAUAAGAAGCAGUUUCCCCCUAUUUUGGUGGUCCUGGCUUCAGGCGAGUCCCAGGAUGAUGUGGAAGUGGCUGCCCAGGCCCUGAAGAAAGAUGGGGUGAGGAUCAUCUCCAUAGGGACGCAGAAGGCAUCUGAGGAAGACUUGAGGGCCAUGGCCACGGCUUCAUUUCACUACAAACUUCGGACCAUCAGAGACCUCAGCACGUUUUCCAGUAACAUGACACAGAUUAUCAGCGAUGCAACUAAGUAUAAAGAAGAUACAGCCAAGGACGACAAAAUAGUUCCCUUGUCUAGAGUUUGUCAGAGAAAUUCAGUUGCUGACAUUGUGUUCCUGGUGGAUACAUCAGUUGGGUCCAUGCAAAAUUUAAGGCACCUGCAGAACUUCCUGAGGAGCAUUGCCACUUCUCUGGAUGUGAGUAACAACUGCAUCCAGCUUGGACUGGUAAGUUACAGCAACAGAGCCGAGGUUGUUUCUUUCCUAAAGUCAAGCGCAACCAAGUCGGAAUUUCUGCAGCAAAUCGAGAAGCUUUCUGUCCAGGCUGGAAGAUCCAAUGCUGGGACUGCCCUUGAGACGCUGCGCCUAGAAGCCUUCUCAGAGUCCAAUGGCAGCAGAAGGAAACAGGGCGUGCCUCAGCUGGCAGUCGUGAUCACUCACAGGCCCUCAGAUCAGAGUGUGCGGGAGCUGGCGCUGAACCUUCGGCUGGAGGGCAUCUCUGUGUUCGCGCUGAGCAUCCAGGGGGCCAACAACACCCAGUUAGAAGAGAUAGCAUCGUACCCACCAGAAGAGAUGGUGUCCAAAUUGAAGACCUAUGCAGAUUUGGAACCUUACAAUAAGAACUUCCUGAAAAAGAUCCAGAAUAAAAUUUGGUUCCAGAUUUCUGCUCGUGCUAAACACAGGGAUAUUGAAAAAACUGGUUGUAAGGAUACAAAAGAGGCUGAUAUCUAUUUCCUCAUUGAUGGCUCAUCCAGCAUCCAGAGUACACACUUUCGGCAAAUCAAGAUAUUUAUGUCAGACAUGAUACAAAUGUUCACCAUUGGCCCAGACAAAGUUCGAGUUGGAGUUGUACAGUAUUCACAUAUUAUUGAAGAGGAAUUUGAUGUUGGUGACUAUUCCACUGAAAUGGAUUUACAAAAAGCUAUUUAUAACAUGAGACAGCUAAAAGGCAGCUCUAUUACUGGGGCAGCCCUGAAUUUUAUGCUGGAAAAAAUUAUGAAGGGAAGGACACAGAGGUCAAUCCAGGUUCCUCAAUACCUUAUUGUGCUAACCAGUGGGAAGUUUGCAGACAGAGUCCUAGAACCUGCUAAGAACCUAAGGGCCAACCACAUCACUGUUCAUGCAAUUGGCAUUGGGAAUGCCCAGAAAACACAACUACAGCAGAUUGCUGGAGUAGAAGAAAAGGUUCAUUUUGGGCAGAAUAUUGAUUCUUUGCAACGCAUAAAAGAUGAAAUUGUGUAUAGAAUCUGUGCUGAAAAAGGCGUGAUCAUCUUCUCUGUGGGCACGUACGGCGCCAAACAGCAGGAACUAGAGGAAAUCAGCGGGGACAGCAGCCGAGUGUUUUAUGUGGAGAACUUUGAUCAUCUGGAGAGCAUCGAAAAGCAGCUCAUCUUCCAGGUGUGCGCGCUGCACGAUUGUAAAGACAUGGACAUGCUAGACAUUGUGUUUGUCCUGGACCAGUCAAGCAGCAUCAAUCCAGAUCAGCAAAAAAGCAUGAUUAACCUAACGAUACACUUGGUGAAUAGAGCAAAUGUUGGCAGAGACCGGGUUCAGUUUGGAGCUCUCAAAUACUCAGAUAAUCCUGAGGUCAUUUUCCACCUUAAUAAAUACUCCAGCAAGUCAGACAUCAUUGAUAAUCUGAUGCAAUACAAGAGCAGUGGAGGGAAUACUUAUACUGCCAAGGCUCUCAAUUACUCAAAUAUGAUGUUCACGGAGGAAUACGGCAGCCGCAUCAAGCGAAAUGUGAAGCAGAUACUGAUCAUCAUCACUGAUGGGGUAUCCCAUGACAAAACGGAGCUUAACAGUACAGCCCUGAGAUUAAGGGACAGAGGCAUCACCAUCUAUGCAGUGGGUGUAAAAGACGCUAAGCAAGAUGAACUUGAGGCUAUGGCAGGAGAUAAAAAAAAGGCCAUUCAUGUAAGUGAUUUUAAAGAAUUGGAAAAAAUUUACCAGCGUCUCCAAGAAGAACUGUGUGAAGUUUCAUCAGAAGUCUGUGAUGGAGUAGCCGAUGUGAUUUUCCUUUGUGACAACUCCAGAGAAGUAUCUGCCACAGAGUUUUCUGAAAUCAAAACUUUAUUGUCAAACCUACCUGACAUGUUUGAUCUUCAGUCCAAAAAAAUUAAAAUUGGAGUGGCCCUUUUUGAGAGUCACUACAGUGAAAUUAUCAACUUGAGCGACUCUCUCACAAAAGCCUUGUGGAUAGCUAAAAUCCAAAGCCAGAAGGAGACUAACUUCGAUUUUGACAUCCACGCUGUCCUUAACCAAGUGGCAUAUAUGUUUGACAAAGGUGGGAGAAGAGAGGCAGGUGUCCCUCAGACCUUGGUGGUGAUCUCAAGCCGGCCUCCCAACAAGAAUAUAUCAGAGGCAGUUCAACGGUUCAAAGACCUGAAAAUCCGCAUCCUGGUUCUGGGCGUCGGAAAUCAUCCCAAAGACCAGUUUCUUCCAUUAACAGGGGAUUUCGAUAAAAUAACCGUCUUGGAAAACUUUGAUCAAUUAAAUGUUGUCGAACACAAAAAGAGAAUUGUCCGGGAAAUCUGCCAGCCUGUUAAGCCGAGUGAGUGUACCAUGAAUGUAGUGGUUGGCUUUGACAUUUCCACUCACGUGCCGGGGCAGCGCCUAUUGGACGGCCACCCCCGGCUGGAAUCAGCUCUCCCAGACAUCUUGGAGGAAAUCUCCUCCAUCAGCGGGGUGAGCUGCGGGGGAGGCUCCGAGAUGCAGGUGGCCAUGGCCUUUAAUGUAAACAGUGAUCAACAAGACCCUGCCAAGUUCUUUAUCUACCAGAAGAACCUAUUCAACCGCCUGCUGCUGCCAGCCACUGUGGCCGGUCCCAGUUAUCUCAACGUGCAGUUCCUGCGGUCGCUGUGGAAUAUGUUUGGAAAUAUAUCCUCAUCCCAAGGACAGGUGCUGCUCAUUUUCUCAGAUGGUCUUGGGGAUGAAAACGCCAUGAUGCUCGAACAAUAUUCUGACGAGCUCAGGGCAGCAGGACUUGAUGCUCUGCUGGUGGUGUCCCUGAACACAGCUGUUCACGAGGACUUUUCUUACUUUGAGUUUGGAAAAGGCUUUGAUUAUAGGACUCACCUAAACAUUGAAAUGAGUGACGUGGGCACGAUGCUGGCACGGUUUCUGGGAAACACUGCUGAGAGGAUUUGUUGCUGUGUAUUUUGCAAGUGCGUAGGGCCGCGAGGAGAUCGUGGGAUUCCAGGACAACAGUUGGAGAAGGGACUUCCAGGUCUCAAAGGCAGCAGAGGUCACAGGGGAGAGGAUGGAGACCCUGGAACAAGGGGAGAAAUAGGACCUACAGGAGAAAAGGGCACUGCAGGAUGUUCAGGGGAAAGGGGCCCGAAGGGAAUCAGAGGCAUGACUGGACAUAAGGGAGAACCUGGAGAGCAUGGGAUUGAUGGGGUCGAUGGCGAAGACGGAUUUCAUGGAUUACCUGGGGUAAAGGGAGAAAGAGGUGACCCAGGAUCUGAGGGAAGCCCCGGUUCCAGAGGUCCCCCUGGGGUGCGUGGAGAGAAAGGAUUCCCAGGAAAUCCAGGUCAACCAGGAAGAGACAGUCCCAUCAAAGGACAAAAGGGUUCCAAAGGAGAACAAGGCAGACAGGGUAGAACCGGCCAGAAAGGGGCAAAAGGCAGUCCGAAUUCCAGAGGAAUCAGGGGAAGGGAAGGCCAAAGGGGGAGCCCAGGUGCCCAGGGGGAGCCAGGAAAUCCUGGACCGAAAGGGGAACUCGGAGCUGAAGGAUUACAAGGCCCACAGGGAAUCCGUGGACCUCCUGGAAGGAAAGGAGAGAAGGGAGCCCACGGACAUAAAGGGCCUCAGGGUCCUCCUGGCUCUGCGGGGCUGAAAGGAAGCAUUGGAAGUCCUGGAGCUUUGGGGAAAAAAGGAGAACCUGGAGCUCUUGGAAGUCCAGGGCCAUUGGGACAAAUGGGACAACGAGGAAAACAGGGAGAUGAUGGCAUCCCACGUUAUGGUCAGAUGGGCCGAAAAGGAAUCAAGGGCCCAAGAGGAUUCUCUGGAGAGAUGGGAGAAAAGGGUAGUGUUGGUGAGCCUGGAACUCCUGGAGUACCCGGACACAAGGGAUUUAAGGGACGAACACAUCUGACAGGCUCCAAAGGUGAAGAGGGAUCUCGGGGAAGCCCUGGCCCUCCUGGUCGGAAAGGUCCUAAAGGCAUGCCAGGGGUGUCUGCCUACUCUCUAUGUGAGCUGAUUCAGUUCAUGCGGAACACUAGUUCUUGUUGGAGAGAGAGGUGUCCAGUGUAUCCAACAGAGCUGGUAUUUGCCCUAGACCAAUCCAUUGACAAUGAAGAAUCAAGAUUUAAGGAAAUGUGUGACCACAUCAUUUCCAUUGUGGAGAGCCUUCACACCAGGACAAAUAACUGUCCUGUGGGAGCAAGAGUGGUGGUGGUUUCCUAUGGUUUACACACCCAUUAUCUUAUCCGUCAGUUUGACUACCACAGCAAGAAACAACUCCUCCAACUUCUUUCCCAGAUUAAAUAUCAACCCCCGACAGGACCCCAAGACAUCGGUAGUUCAAUGAGGUUUGUGGCCCGGAACGUGUUCAAGAGGACCCCUGCUGGGGUCAAUGUGAGGAGGGUGGCCGUGUUUUUCAGCAAUGCACGAAAUGUCAGGAUGUCAUCGAUCAUCACAGCCACCAUGGAGUUUAGUGGCCUUGACAUCAGUUUGGCAGUCAUUGCUUUGAAUGAAAGGAUCUUCUUCCAGGCUUUUGAGUUUGACGACACUGGGAUGUUUCAAGUGAUCCCCAGUUCUCCGGGAUUGGAAUAUACAUUAGAAAGACUUCAGCGCUGUACACUUUGCUAUGAUAAGUGUUUUCCAAAUCCUUGCACCAGAGAGACUGUUUUGCCUGAAGAUUCAUUCAUGGAUGUAGCCUUUCUCUUAGACAAUUCUCGGAAUAUAGCAAGUGAUGAGUUUAAGGCUUUGAAAACCUUAAUGAUCUCAAUACUUGACAACUUUAAAAUUGCUUCAAACCCUUCAAGCCCAAGGUCUCGAGGCGACAGGAUUGCCUUGCUGAGCUACUCUCCUUGGGCUAGGUCCAGUGCAAUAAACAUAGAGUUUAACUUUACAGCUUUAAGCAGUCAAGAUCAAAUGAAGAACCACAUCCAGAAUAACCUCCGUCAGCUAAAUGGAGAAGAAAACAUUGGCUAUGCCUUAAGGUGGAGCAUGAUGAAUCUCUUUCCAAGUACACCAAACUUGAGAAAACACAAGGUCUUCUUUGUGGUGUCAGCUGGAGAAAAUCUAGAGAGAAAAGAUGCCUUAAGGAGGACUGCCCUGAAGGCUAAGUGUCAAGGCUAUGUCAUAUUUGUGAUUUCCCUGGGCUCGACACCUGUGGACUACAUGGAAGAGUUAGCCAGCUACCCACCUGAUCAUCAUCUGAUACAACUUGGGAAAAUUCAUAAACCAGAGCUGGAUUAUGUUGUGAGGUUUUUAAAGCCAUUUGUAUACUCAGUCAGACGACAAUUCAAUAAAUACCCACCACAAAUGCUCGAGGAUGACUGCAGACGCGAAUCGGAAAGAGGGGAUUACGAUCGCUUCUUUACUCCAGAGCCACCGGAGAUUUCUUCCGGAGAGAGCAGCAGCUUUGUUCAGGAACUAAGUGCUGAAAGAAACUUGCCUUUUGUGUUAGAGGACAAUGGAAGUAACCGUUUAGUUUACAUUCCAAAUCACAUGGUAAUGCCACAGGAAUUGAUGAUUAAAUAUGAAAAAGAUCAGAAUUCUGAAGAAAUGUCAAGCCUUCAUUCUGAACUUGAAAAUCAUGACAGAGAAGAGCUUGGAGCUGUCCCUCUUCAAGACUACUACAUGGAUGUGGCUUUCCUUCUAGAUGCUUCCCACGGCAUAGGAAACGAUGACUUUAAAGAAGUGAUAGAUUUCAUAAUCUCAGUGCUUGAUUACUUUCACAUCUCCCCAAAUCCAUUGUUCUCCAACUUAGGAGACAGAGUGGCAGUCCUGAGUUAUUCUCCUCCAGGUUAUAUGCCCAACACUGACGAAUGCCCCGCGUACCUGGAAUUUGAUUUGCUAACUUAUAACAGUAAAUACCAAAUGAAAAAUCAUCUUCAAAACUCUGUUCAAAAACUCAAUGGAGAUGUUUUCAUUGGUCAUGCUCUGCAGUGGACAAUCGACAAUGUUUUUGUUGGGACACCCAACCUGAAGAAAAACAAAGUCAUUUUUGUUAUUUCUGCUGGUGAAACCCACCCUUCAGACAAAGAAGUCUUAAGAAAUGUAUCUCUGAGAGCCAAGUGUCAGGGCUACACCAUAUUUGUGUUUUCCUUUGGUCCUACACACAAUUACCAGGAAUUAGAAGAAUUAGCCAGCUACCCACUGGACCAUCACUUAGUCCAGCUUGGCCGAAUCCACAAACCAGAUUGGAACUAUAUCAUCAAGUUUGUCAAGCCAUUUGUCCAUUUAAUCAGAAGUGCCACCAACAAAUACCCUCCAGAACAUCUGAGACCCAAGUGUGUUAAUAUCCUCUCUCGCACCCCAGAAGAUAUUGGCACAGAAAACAAUGUAUACUUUAUUCCUGGGAUGUAUGAAGUACAGACAGAAAACAGUGAGCUCUAUGAUGAAUUUGACUCCCAGGAGCAACAUUUUCUUUUAUUGGAGAAUGAUGACAGUAAUGGUCCUGAGACCACUAAUGAUUUGAUCCAGAAAUUAUACAUGUUCCUUAAAACUGGGGAACAAAUGAUGAAACACAAGGAGUCACAGUCCGAAGAAAUUGCAGCUCCAGGAAAUGAUAAACAAUAG